GUCCGUUCCGGCUCCGCGCCAGCUUUUGCGCGGCGCCCUGCACAGCCAGCUGCUGCAGAGCAGGGGACCGGUGCGCCGUCGCUCCUCGCCUUGUUUGCUUCCAGUCCGGCUGUCUGCGCGGCGUGUGGAUGAGACGCAGAGGGAGGAACCGGGAGCGCACCCACCGACGGACUAAAAAAAAAAAGUCCCGCUCUCCCCCCUCCGUGCAUCAGACCGUCGGGGACUCUCGGAGCGACCCGGCGCGCGGAGUUGCGCUCCACAGCCAGACUGAGGCGCAUCUCGUCUCCUUGAAGUGCUCCCUUUUCAUGCAGUCUGUCGGAAGGAGUCUGGAAGGAGGAGGCGGAGGAGGAGGAGAAGGAGGAGGAGGGGAAGUAACGAUCGUUACUUUUUGAACAGACCCCCUCUUUUUUUUGCCAUGGAGCUACCCGUCCGGUCCAGGACGCACGGGCUCGUGGAAGCGCAAAAACCGGCCUCGUGGAUCCGCAACAUCUGUGAAGAAGAAUGCAGCAGAGCCCCGGACGCGUCCCUCUAGUUUCUGCUGGCUUCUUUCUCAAACACAGAAGAGGUUUCGGUGGGGGGGCCUCCCGGUGCGCAACUCAAUUGGAUCCCACUCCGCGCCACGCCGGGAUCGGUGGGUUUUUGGGGCACAGCACUGUGAAAAAAUGAGAAGCUGAGCUCCUUCAGAUGCUACAAAUCAUUGCAGCUUUCUCACAAUCCACGGCGAAAGGUUGAACCCCGCUGCGAGCCAUCAGGCCUCUGGAAAGUUUGCACACACCGGCACAAUGGCUCCUGCACAGUGGAGGGGUCCGGUGUUCGGCUGCCUCCUGCUCCUUCUCCUUUGCUUUCAGUCUUCACAAGGUUUCAGCCGUGCCGCUCUGCCUUUCGGGCUGGUCAGGCGCGAGCUCUCGUGUGAAGGAUAUGCAAUCGAUCUCCGCUGCCCCGGGAGUGAUGUCAUUAUGAUCGAGACGGCCAACUACGGCCGCACCGAUGACAAGAUCUGCGACGCUGACCCGUUCCAGAUGGAGAAUGUCAACUGUUACCUCCCCGAUGCCUACAAGAUUAUAUCACAAAGGUGCAACAACCGUACGCAGUGUGUGGUUGUCACUGGCUCUGAUGUCUUUCCUGAUCCAUGCCCUGGCACCUACAAGUACUUAGAGGUCCAGUAUGAGUGUGUUCCUUAUAAAGUGGAGCAAAAAGUUUUCAUUUGUCCCGGGACUCUAAAGGGAAUCGGAGCAGCCACCUUCCUGUUCGAGGCCGAGCAGCAAGCCGGGUCGUGGUGCAAAGACCCUCUGCAGGCUGGGGACAAGGUCUUUUUCAUGCCGUGGACGCCGUACCGCACCGACACUCUCAUCGAGUACGCCUCCCUGGAAGACUUCAAAAACGGUCGCCAGACCACCACCUACAAACUGCCGCACCGCGUGGACGGGACGGGCUUCGUCGCCUACGACGGCGCCAUCUUUUUUAACAAGGAGCGCACGCGCAACAUCGUUAAGUUCGACCUGCGCACGCGCAUCAAAAGCGGCGAGGCCAUCGUGAACAACGCCAACUACCACGACACUUCUCCCUACCGCUGGGGCGGCAAGACGGACAUUGACCUGGCGGUAGAUGAGCGGGGAUUGUGGGUAAUCUACGCCACGGAACAGAACAAUGGACGGAUAGUGGUGAGUCAGCUCAACCCGUACACGCUCCGCUUCGAGGUCACCUGGGAGACGGCGUACGACAAGCGCUCUGCCUCCAACGCCUUCAUGGUGUGCGGCAUGCUGCACGUGGUGCGCUCCACGUACGAGGAGAACGAGAGCGAAGCCAGCCGGAGCCAAAUCGACUACAUCUACAACACCAAACUGAGCCAGGGCGAGUACACCAACAUCCCCUUCCCGAACCAGUACCAGUACAUCACCGCUGUGGAUUACAACCCCAGGGACAACCAGCUGUACGUGUGGAAUAACUUUUACAUCGUCCGCUACGACCUGGAGUUUGGGCCGCCGGAUCCGGCUGAAGUGCCGGGCGGCGAGGACGUCUCUGUCUCCUCCUUUACACCCAAGAGCACCACAGAGUUCACCUCCACCCUUCCCACCAUGAGGGGCCAGAGUGACACCACCGUCGGAGGAACAGAUCCGAGGGAAGGACGAGAUCCCUUUGAGGACGGCCAGAGCUCCGUAACGUUGGAGCCCACCGUUCCUGAGCUGCCACCGACACCCAGACGCUUCUGUGAGGCGACCCGGAGAAGGGCCAUCGACUGGCCCCAGACUCAUACUGGGACCACAGUGGAGAGACCCUGUCCCAAAGGGACCAAAGGCAUCGCCACUUUCCUCUGCACUGUGGUGGGGACCUGGUGCUCCAAAGGACCAGACCUCAGCAACUGCACCUCCCACUGGGUGACUCAGGUGGCACAGAAGAUCCGGAGUGGCGAAAAUGCGGCUAAUUUAGCCAACGAGCUAGCUCGGCACACGCAGGGUCCGGUGUUCGCGGGCGACGUCAGCUCCUCGGUGCGCCUGAUGGAGCAGCUGGUGGACAUCCUGGACGCUCAGCUGCAGGAGCUGAGACCCAACGAGAAGGACUCCGCCGGCCGCAGCUUCAACAAGCUUCAAAAACGAGAGAAGACAUGCCGAGCGUACAUGAAGGCAAUUGUGGACACAGUUGACAACCUACUGAGGCAGGAAGCGCUGAAAUCGUGGAAAGACAUGAAUUCCACAGAACAAACACACGCCGCCACCAUGCUCCUGGAUACCCUGGAGGAGGGCGCGUUUGUCCUCGCGGAAAACCUGAUUGAGCCUGCGAUUGUGAAAGUGCCUGCAGAGAAUAUCAUGCUGGAUGUGUAUGUGUUAAGCACCGACGGUCAGGUGCAGGACUUCAGGUUUCCACAUACGAGCAAAGGGGGAGCCACACUUCAACUAUCCUCCAACACGGUGAAAGUCAACAGCAAAAACGGUGUGGCCAAGCUGGUAUUUGUGCUUUACAAGCACCUGGGUCAGUUCCUCAGCACAGAAAACGCCACGCUGAAGGGAAUGGGGGAUCUGAACAAACACAACCUCUCCCUCACCGUUAACUCCCACAUCCUGUCAGCCUCCAUUACAAAGGAGUCCAGCCGUGUGUUUGUGGCCGACCCCGUGAUCUUCACACUCGAACACCUGGAUAAGGAAAACUAUUUCAACCCCAACUGUUCCUUUUGGAAUUACUCGGAGCGAAGCAUGAUGGGAUACUGGUCCACUCAGGGCUGCAAACUGCUGGAGACCAACAAGAGUCACACCACUUGCUCCUGCAGUCACUUGACCAACUUUGCCAUCCUCAUGGCUCACCGUGGCAACGUGAGGGACGGGAGCAUGCACGAAAUUCUCCUGAGCGUCAUCACCAGGAUGGGCAUCGCUGUGUCUCUGGUCUGUCUGGCCAUCAGCCUCUUCACCUUCUGCUUCUUCAGAGGACUGCAAAGCGACCGCAACACCAUCCACAUAAACCUCUGCGUCAACCUCUUCAUCGGAGAGCUCCUCUUUCUCGUUGGUGUCAACAUGACGGAAGCAGAGCUGUUGUGCUCCAUCAUUGCCGGGGUUCUCCACUUCUGCUUCCUGGCUGCCUUCACCUGGAUGUGUUUGGAGGGCGUCCAGCUUUACCUGAUGCUGAUCGAGGUCUUCGAGAGCGAGGGCUCGCGCGUCAAGUAUUACUACAGCUUCGGCUACCUCAUCCCAGCCGUGGUGGUGGGCAUCUCAGCGGCCAUCGACUACAAAAGCUACGGCACGGAGCGAGUAUGCUGGCUGAGGGCGGACAACCAUUUCAUCUGGAGCUUCAUCGGACCUGUAGCCUUAAUUAUAUUUGUCAAUGUCAUCUUCCUGGUGGUGACAAUGUACAGGAUGGUGAAGCAUUCCACCUCCAUGAAACCUGACUCGUCCAGGCUGGGGGGUAUCAGGUCGUGGGUUUUGGGAGCGUUUGCGCUCCUCUGUCUUUUAGGGCUCACGUGGUCCUUCGGUUUGUUCUUCCUCAACGAUUCGUCCAUUGUAAUGGCUUACCUCUUCACCAUCUUCAACACAUUACAAGGGAUGUUCAUCUUUAUCUUCCACUGCCUACUGCAGAAAAAAGUUCGGAAGGAGUACAGCAAAUGUUUCCGUCAGUCUCAGUGCUGCGGCGCUCUGCCAUCUGAAGGCUCCCACAGCUCAGCCAAAGCCGCCACCUCUCGAUCCACAGCCCGCUACUCGUCUGCCACCCAGAGUCGCAUCAGGCGGAUGUGGAACGACACUGUGAGAAAGCAGUCAGAGUCCUCUUUCAUCUCAGGCGACAUAAACAGCACCUCUGCAGUCAACCAGGGGAUGACAGGAAACUACCUCCUAACUAACCCUCUCCUCCGAACCCACGACACUAACCCUUAUAACAACCUGCUGGCAGAAACGGUGGUGUGCAACACCCCCUCUCCACCGGCAUUUCACUCUCCAGGUGCUCAUUUAUCCUCCAACCUUUCGCAGUACCAGCGAGGACAGCACUCUCUCAGCAACAGCAGGGACAUCAGCACCAUGGACACCCUCCCCCUCAAUGGUAAUUUCAACAACAGCUACUCCCUGCGCGACGAUGACUAUGAGGCUGUGGGGGUCCGAGCCCCAGGCGACCUGGGGGGUCUGAACCUGGACGACGCCGCCUUUGAGAAAAUGAUCAUAUCCGAGAUUGUCCACAACAACCUAAGGCCCCGAAGGGCCCCCAAAGCCCGCGAUACCCCGAAGGAGAAGGACAGAGGCCUGCCUCCCCAGACCAGGGUCACGGUGGACCGAGGAGGGGGCGGCGGGAGUGGAAGCGAGGAUGACGCCAUAGUGGCUGAUCAUCCCGAGGCCUUAUCGCCGGUGAGAGGGGGCGAAAGAGGGGGCCACACCACGCUGGAGCUACUCCUGCACCCCCAUCACAAGGAGGUGCUGGAGGCACCCCUUUUACCCCAGAGGACUCACUCUCUGCUCUACAGCGCCCAGAAGGCCCCCCGGCGCCGGGAGGGCCAGAACGGCCACGGCUCUGAGACUGGCGACGCCGACGAGGACGUGGCGUCUCACUCGCCGAACAAUAACAGAGACUCCCUGUACACAAGCAUGCCAAACUUGAGAGACUCUCCGUCUCCUUCAGCUUCGCCGUACCCGCCGGAGGAGGAGGAGGAGCUCUCGCCGUCUCCUCAAAGCGACAGCGAGGGCGCCUACCACAAAAGUUUGCCCGAGCUCGGGGACGGGGCGCCGCCGCUGUCCUACUACCACAUAAACCGAGGCACCAGCGAGGGGUGCAUCGUGCCGCCCAACGCCGAAGACUGUGCGCAGGAGGGGGAGGCGCCCGCCGACGGACAGAUGCAGCUCAUUACCAGCCUCUGAGCAGGCCGCGCAUGUUUGCACAGACGGGCGCUCUCAGCUGUUGUCAGACGCUCCCCACUCGCCCUUCCCGUCAGCACAGGAAGUGAAAGGACGGCAAACGGAAGGAGUUAAUGACCUUUGCACACGGAUAUCAUUAGCACACAAAACACAUCCAACGAAGGCCAGGCAAAUGUGGGCGUCGCCGCAUUUGGACUAAUGAGGUGCAGUUUCUUGUACUGAAAUUGAAGGAUGAGGGAUUAAAAAAAUAAAAACACUCAAAGGAACGCACCAUGAAACUCCUGACGAAACCUUGGGGGGACUUUUCUGAACCAGGGUCUUUUUAGAAGAGCAGAACUAGAAGUAGUGUGGACUCCACUGCAUCGUCAGGACUGUAAAGUAAAGAAACCACUAAUUCAGACUCAGGCCUUAUAUUUUCUCUAUUGCACAUUUAACUAUUGUCAAAAUAACAGCUGAAGAAAAUAUAUUUUGCUGUACCACUGGUGUAAAAAAAAAAGAAAAAGAAAAAAAAGAAACGGCAACCGCUCCGUAGUUACGCCCUUUCAAUGUUAGGAUCCUUCAGACGAGGUUAAUAAAAUGGUGGAAAUGUGCUUUUCCUCUCACACUUGACUUGCUGUAGUAUGUUUGAACAUAAAAAAAGGUUUUGAGAGAUAUCGGUCCGUAUGGAAAUCAUGCUCACGUCUCUGCUUGUGAAGUGCUUUUGCGUUCAUGGAUUUUUGCCCGUAGUAUCUUUGUCCACACCAGGCCAUGCACAGAUUUUAGAGGGAAUUGGAUACUUGUGUAAUUUACUUGAAAAUUGAAAAAAACUUUUGUUCAUGUCAUUGCAAUAUAGCCAUCUCGGGAGACAUGUUAUAUCCAUUGACACUAAUUAAUUUAUUAACUUUUCAGAAGGAAAAAAAAAACAACAAAAAAGGUCGGAAAGUGUGAAAAGUUGCAGCACUGAUUAGGUUGAUUUCCUUUCUUUUGUAAGACCCAUCAUCAGCUGGUAUUUAAUUCAACUCCUGUUUGAUAUCAAAUAAAUGUGAAUUUUUUCUUGUUCGCAGA
Molecule: messenger RNA, 6365 nt
Organism: Oryzias melastigma (Indian medaka)
Lineage: Eukaryota; Metazoa; Chordata; Actinopteri; Beloniformes; Adrianichthyidae
Product: adhesion G protein-coupled receptor L2
Exons: 23
Coding region: 783-5324 (1513 amino acids)
Biological process (GO): brain development; adenylate cyclase-activating G protein-coupled receptor signaling pathway; cell surface receptor signaling pathway
Cellular component (GO): neuron projection; membrane
Molecular function (GO): carbohydrate binding; G protein-coupled receptor activity
Source: RefSeq, a predicted model, not a curated record